Linum trigynum is the source of this 2940-nucleotide messenger RNA. The record is from the annotation of a GenBank genome assembly. NCBI's taxonomy places the organism in Eukaryota, Viridiplantae, Streptophyta, Magnoliopsida, Malpighiales, Linaceae.
ACAGCUGAUGAACACUGAACAGACAGGUGAAGGUCGCUUGAUCAGAGAUUCAGAGCCAGUUUCCGGUUUCUGAUGCUGGCUGGAAAUGAGUGGGCCUUGGUUGGCAGGCAAAGUUAAGCAGUUUGGGCUUUGGUCCUCAUCUUCCCAGUCUCGGCCCACUUGUCAAAUUGUGGCCUCCAAUAAAGGACGCCUUCUCCUCUCCUCUCCUCUCCUCUCCUCUCGGGUACCCAUCUCCCUGGCAGCAAGCUCGACUGAGAUUGAGAAUGUCGCUGUGGGACGGACGUUUAAGCAGUCUUGAGCCACCAAUCCCCAAAACACUUGCCACCAUUCUAAUUAACACAACUCCAACUUUGAUUUCUUUAUAUCCAGUGGAAGGCUAUUGGCGAUUAAGCAUGUCUUUCUCGUUGCUGAUCCGGCCCACUCGGUGGAGCCCAGAUAGGCCUCAGCGGGCCCAGCUUUCUAUGAACCGUGAUCUCUCGAUUCCCCAAAGCCCCACAAAUACAAUUAGCAAAAGGCGGCCUGAGGCGGUGAGUGAACCAACCGUUGCAGUCACGCCACGUGUCAUACAGCACGUACUCUCCUUCGUACCAUCCCCUACAAAUUUCCCACUGAAUUGCUUCUUCCCCUUCCCAUUUCCGUGGCAGCCAGCAACCUCUCUCAGCCCUUCACUCCACUCUUACUGAUUCCUACUCUUCCACCGGACAGGCAGUAAAAAGUUUCCCUCACUCUGAUUUCUCCUUCCUGUUUUGCCGAUUCCACCCGCUACGGCCCUUUGUUUCCAUCCGAUUCACUGUUUUCUCUCCCAAUCAAAAGGGGGAUUUGUUGCAGUUGUUACAUUAUCAUAAUUCAUCAAUGGCGACCAUCACCGCUGCGCAUUUCGUGUCGAGAACUUCCCGUGUCAGCUCGGAGGCCAAGACGGUUCCCGUGGGACUCCAGGCACAGAGCCUCAGCCACCACGGUCUCAGGGCGGUGGACAAGCUGCAAAUCCGAACCACGGCGAAAGCGAUGGGGAGAAGAGCUGUGAGGAAUUCUCAGGCGGCCACUGAAUCGCCUUCGUCCGCCAAAAUUGUGUGCGGAGCAGGGAUGAAUUUGGUGUUCGUCUCUUCCGAGUGUGGGCCGUGGAGCAAAACCGGCGGUCUAGGUGACGUCCUCGGUGGACUCCCUCCUGCAAUGGCCGCCAGAGGACAUCGGGUAAUGACGGUCUGCCCUCGUUAUGACCAAUACAAAGAUGCUUGGGACACCUGCGUCUUCGUCGCGAUUCAAGUUGGGGAUAAAGUUGAGACAGUUCGCUUCUUCCACUGCCACAAAAGGGGAGUAGACCGGGUCUUCGUUGAUCACCCUUUGUUCCUUGAGAAGGUAUGGGGCAAAACUGCAUCCAAGAUCUAUGGCCCUACUACAGGAAUUGACUACAGGGACAACCAGUUGCGUUUCAGCUUGCUGUGCCAAGCUGCUUUGGAAGCACCAAGGGUUCUGAACUUAAACAGCAGCAAGAAUUUCUCCGGGCCGUAUGGGGAAGAUGUUCUCUUCAUUGCUAAUGACUGGCACACGGCUCUGCUCCCUUGUUACUUGAAAACCAUGUAUCAGCCAAGGGGCUUCUACACAAAUGCUAAGGUUGCCUUCUGCAUCCACAACAUUGCUUAUCAAGGACGAUUUGCCUUUGCAGACUUUUCUCUCCUCAAUUUGCCAGAUUCAUUCAAGAGCUCCUUCGACUUCAUGGAUGGAUACGAUAAGCCAGUGAAAGGAAGGAAGAUCAACUGGAUGAAAGCUGGGAUAUUGGAAUCCGACAGGGUAAUAACUGUGAGCCCAUACUACGCCCAGGAGCUGGUCUCUGGAGAGGAUAAAGGUGUCGAAUUGGACAACGUCCUUCGCACCAAAACCGUCUCGGGUAUUGCAAACGGCAUGGAUGUUCAAGAGUGGGAUCCUGCUACCGACAAGUACAUUGAUGUUAAAUACGAUGCAACCACGGUUACGGAUGCAAAGCCACUGUUGAAAGAAGCACUCCAAGCAGAGUGCGGAUUGCCCGUGGACAGGAGCAUUCCCGUGUUUGGAUUCAUUGGCAGACUGGAAGAACAGAAAGGUUCAGACAUUCUAUGUGAGGCUAUCCCUCAGUUGAUCGACGAGGAUGUGCAGAUAAUAAUCCUCGGUACGGGGAAGAAGUACAUGGAGGAGCAGAUUCAGCAGCUGGAGAAACUGUACCCUGAUAAAGUCAGGGGAGUGGCGAAAUUCAACGUCCCCUUGGCCCAUAUGAUCACAGCUGGGGCUGACUUCAUGUUGGUCCCCAGUAGAUUCGAGCCAUGCGGUCUCAUCCAGCUGCACGCCAUGCGAUAUGGCACGGUCCCUUGCGUAGCUUCCACCGGUGGGCUGGUGGACACGGUGAAAGAAGGUUACACCGGAUUCCAGAUGGGGGAAUUCAGCGUGGAAUGCGAUGCAGUGGAUCCAGCCGACGUGCAGAAAAUAGUGACUGCUGUUAAAAGGGUGAUUUCCACAUUUGGGACACCGGCAUUGGAAGAGAUGAUACAGAACGGGAUGGCUCAGGAUCUGUCGUGGAAAGGGCCGGCGAGGCUGUGGGAGAAGAUGCUGUUGGGUUUGGGAGCCGCCGGGAGUGAGGCCGGCGUUGAAGGUGACGAGAUUGCACCCCUUGCCAAGGAAAACGUCGCCACUCCUUGAAUGUCGGCUCCCUCAUAAUAAGUUGGAAGUCGUCGGAGAAGGAGGUGAUCGCCGGCGGUUAGUGACAAAAGAGGAGAAUGUUCUGUUUAAAGAAUUAGUUGAAGUAGGGUAGCAGGGCUAAGCAAGACUUAACUAACUUUUCUCUAAAUAACCAUCACUGUGAUAUCCGGCCCAAUCUGAAGUGAAAUGGCUGGGCCGCCUCAUUUCACUGGGCCCAAACAAAUUAUAUCAGCGCCGACCUCGCGCCCCCACCCGGCAGAUUGGCUCUCACUC